Messenger RNA from Carcharodon carcharias (great white shark), 1351 nucleotides. Its product is annotated as thioredoxin-dependent peroxide reductase, mitochondrial-like. Gene Ontology annotation, cellular component: mitochondrion; cytosol. Gene Ontology annotation, molecular function: thioredoxin peroxidase activity. The record is from RefSeq and is a predicted model, not a curated record. The coding region runs from base 134 to 916 and encodes 260 amino acids. NCBI's taxonomy places the organism in Eukaryota, Metazoa, Chordata, Chondrichthyes, Lamniformes, Lamnidae. Gene Ontology annotation, biological process: cellular response to stress; hydrogen peroxide catabolic process; response to oxidative stress. The transcript has 7 exons.
UUAGUUUGUUUACCGCAGUCGCGUUUGUUAUCUGAGAAAAGUGGUGUUUGUGAUUUUGGUUUUGAUUAUUGAAGCUGGUGUCUGGAGUCGGACCCAGUGUCGCGAGGGAGGCGGCUCCGUCCGGGCAGCAAAGAUGGCGGCGGUGGUGGUGGCUCGGCUAAGGACAGGAGGGGCUUUCUGUUCAUUUCUUUACCGAGCAUGUUUACGCACCAGGCAAGUUCCUGAAGCUCUCCGAUUGCACUGUCUUCAGAAAAAUGCAGCAAACUGGAGGAUUUCAACCUCUCUUAUAAAUCAUAAACGCACCUUCAGCACAACUUAUUCAAACUUUACUCCUGCUGUUACCCAAUCUGCUCCAUUUUUCAAGGGUACUGCUGUAGUCAAUGGUGAGUUCAAAGAGAUCAAUUUGGAUGACUACAAGGGAAAAUAUCUGGUCGUUUUCUUCUAUCCUCUGGAUUUCACCUUUGUUUGUCCGACUGAGAUCGUUGCAUUUAGCAACAAAGCAAGUGAGUUCCAUGAUGUAAACUGUGAAGUAAUUGGUGUGUCUGUAGACUCUCAUUUCUCCCAUCUUGCCUGGAUCAACAUGCCAAGAAAGAGUGGGGGUCUCGGGCAUAUGAAUAUACCAUUGUUGUCUGAUUUAACAAAGCAGAUCUCUCGGGAUUAUGGAGUGUUGAUGGAAAACUCUGGUAUUGCUCUGAGAGGUCUUUUCAUCAUUGACACUAAUGGCAUUAUCAAGCACAUCAGCAUCAAUGAUCUGCCUGUAGGUCGCAGUGCUGAAGAAACCCUACGCUUAGUUAAGGCCUUCCAGUUUGUGGAAACCCAUGGAGAGGUUUGCCCAGCUGAGUGGACACCUGAAUCUCCAACGAUCAAGCCUUCUCCAGAAGGUUCGAAGGAGUACUUUGCAAAUGUCAAGGAGUAGCAUCUAAUUUGUAUACUUAUUACUUUGUUUUGGACUAUUUGGAAUAAGUAUUCAGAGGUGAAUGUUUUCUUUACCUAAUAAUGUUGGAUGUCAGACUAAAGUUCACCAGGUCUGAGCUACUAAAUUUGAAUGUUUGUCCAAUGAAUUUUAUCGGUCAAAUGAAGAUGGAUGCUAUACUACUGAAUGCUCAUUCAUUGUUUAAAAAUAUGUAUAUCCUGAAGCAAGCCAGAAGAAUAAGAUCUGGCAAAAAAAAUCGUGACCAAUUAAAAUUGAGGUAGUAGCUAACCACGUACUAGAAGCUAAAUUGAAAGUCUACUUAAGUGACAUCUUUUAAAAUUAAGUUUAUUGUUUAAAUGAUAAUGACUUCAACUAUUUUUAACUAUAUGCUUAUCAAAUAUACACAUAUACACUUCUAAAUAAAGGUAUGAAUGCUUA